GAGAAUUCGAGUAUUUUCACUUCCUCCCAUAGUCUGGAUCAUAGCAGUAAAAUAAAUCGAAGCUCUUUCAGAAAAUUGGGAUUCAGACUCUUGAAGUAUUCUAUUAGUUGCCCUUUUGCACCUUCAAGUUACAAUCUUUCGUACGUUCAGUAGAUAAAGUUGUUUCUCUGGUUUCAUAGCAAGAUACGAUUACUGAAUUUGGAUUCUGUAGAGGAUUCUUUGAAUAUGCAUGCCAGAAAGAAAGCAAAGACAGGCUUGAGGAGAAUGCUGCCGCAUAAAGUGAAGAAGGCUGUCACAGACAACCCUAAGAAGCUUGCUAAUUUGAUUGAUCUUGUAAAUCUUCCUUCAACACUUCGAGAGUUUGUGGGUCAGUCUCAAAUUUCUCGUUUGGGUUGCUUCAUGCGUGUCUGGUCCUACAUCAAGACCAAUAAUCUCCAGGAUCCAAACAACAAGAAUGUUGUCAACUGUGACGAAAAGCUGAAGAGUAUUUUAUUGGGCAAGCCUCAGGUUGAUCUAGCUGAACUACCGUCUCUUAUCAAACUGCACUUUCCUAAAGAGCCAAAAUAAGUUGCAAUUUGAGAUCAAGGCAUCAAUGUUCUGUUUUUUCAGGAUAAGGUUCCAGUUUCAAGUCGAAGCUUUACUAAAAUAUUUUGACUUUUUUUUUUUGGCCUUUUCUUUUUCAUUGUAGAAUUUUUGGUUUUUAGUUUUCUUUUUUUUUUUUGUUCCAAAUAUCAAAAGUGAUGUUUUUGGCAUGUAGUAUUGAUUAUUCUUUGACCGUUGGGAUAAAUCGAAUUCAUGAACAAAAGUGGUAACUUUCCCUGGAGCUCCUUGCAACUUUUCAGUGAGGAUUAAUUAUAUCCAAGGACAUGUAUCCCAUGCUUGGUAUAUCUGCUUGGUUUUUGCAUUGC
Manihot esculenta (cassava) is the source of this 908-nucleotide messenger RNA. RefSeq names its product upstream activation factor subunit UAF30. NCBI's taxonomy places the organism in Eukaryota, Viridiplantae, Streptophyta, Magnoliopsida, Malpighiales, Euphorbiaceae. The transcript is spliced from 4 exons. The record is from RefSeq and is a predicted model, not a curated record. The coding region runs from base 226 to 567 and encodes 113 amino acids. Gene Ontology annotation, cellular component: nucleus.